Molecule: messenger RNA, 1220 nt
Organism: Epinephelus moara (kelp grouper)
Lineage: Eukaryota; Metazoa; Chordata; Actinopteri; Perciformes; Serranidae
Gene: ccndbp1
Product: cyclin D-type binding-protein 1
Exons: 11
Coding region: 67-1092 (341 amino acids)
Biological process (GO): regulation of cell cycle
Cellular component (GO): nucleus
Source: RefSeq, a predicted model, not a curated record
UCCUGUCGUUCUUUAGUUCCACAACACGCGUGUAUCUGACGUUAGCUGCCCAGAAACUUUGGUGACAUGAGUGCUGAUAAUAGUGGUGGAAAUGUUUCUGUGCCUUUACGAAAUCUUCUGAACUCCAUCCAGUGUGUUAGAGACCGGGUCAGAGACGGAGAGUCCAAUGAGUCAGAUGGAGCGUUCAAUCUCUCUAACUUCUGGGACACUCUGAACCAGGCAGUGAAGGCAGUGUCCCAGGAAGCCACUAAACUCAGCCUGGCCUUCUCCAGACCCCCGCUGCCAUCACAACAGGACGGAGAGAAGUUAGCAGAGUCCAUCCUGAAAAGUGUCCUCACUCUGUCCACUGUGUACUACUGGCUACCUAAGAGCCAAGGUGUCAGUCUGCGGCGACAGGUCCGAGACGCCACAGUCCAGGUUCUGGAGGGAGUCACACAGCUGGUCGAGGUCAUACUGAGCUCACCGCUACAGAGUCUGUCCCAGGAACAGCUGACGUCAACAGGAGGUGUGUGGUCAGCCUGCGACCACUUUGCCCAGUUACCACAAGAUAAUAAAGCAGCAGUGCUGGUGGUUCUGUCCAAUCAGAUUGGAGUUGUGAAAGAUGCCAUAGAAGAAAUUGAACAGGCACUGUCUGAGGCCCAGGACCCGUUCAGUGACGUUCUCGAUGAUGACCAGGAGCCUCGAGGCAACCAGGACACAUAUUGGUCGGAGAAGGACAGACGUGUGAUUGGUCCAUGCCAGGGGCUGAUGAAAGCGUCAGCCGCAUGUCUAAGGAAGCUGACGUCAGCCAUCAAAGCCAACGGGGACGUCACCACGUGUCAGAACCUGGCUCAGCUCGAUGACCUGGCUGACAUCACCAAGGAAAUCAGUCCUGGUGUUGAUGAUCUGGCUCUCUCCCUCUACCCACCGAUGGACUACAGCGGAGUAGAGAGCAACGCUUCUAAAUUGGCAGCACUGUUGAAGAAAGUUCUGGAGAUCAUCAGAUCCAGUCAUGUGUGCGGGGAAUCCCAGCUGAUGUGGGUUCAGUUCUUAGAUGGAGCCGUCGAUCACAACCUGCAAAAAGCCAAAGACUUUAUUCAGCAAGACAGCUAGUGUGUGUGUGUGUGUGCGUGCGUGUGUGUGUGUGCGUGUGUGUGUGUGUGUGCAGAGCAUGUUUAAGAACUGUGCAGUAUCAAUGCUUGUAUAACAUACAAAUAAAAGGGAUGUCUUGAGUCCUAACA